GAACCGCGCGGUUUCCCCGCCCGCCUGCUCAGGCCGCAGCUCCCCCGGCUCCAGCAGCAUCACCUAAUCCCCACCCCCGGAACCCACAGGAUUUCUCAUUCCCAAACCUUGACCGGAUAUAGGAGGAGGACAAUGUGAGGAUGAUGGCCCAGGAGCCCCUGGCAGACAAGGAGCAGUGGACAGAGACCAGGGGGGACAAAUCUUUGCAGCAGAACCUCGUGGAAGAGGCUGUUUUGAGCAGCUCCACAGCUCAGGAAUUCAAUGGGGAGGAAAAGCCACGGAGAUCCCGCACAAAGACGGGCUGCAAACGCAGAUCACAGGGAUCCAAGGAAGAAAGACCCACCCUGAGCCAAGGAGGCGGCCAGAGUUUGGAACUGAGGAUCCAUGAGCAGGUCCACAGUGGGAAGAAGCUCUAUAGAUGUGGGGAAUGUGGGAAGAGCUUCAGCCGGAACUCAACCCUCAUCCACCACCGGAGGAUCCACACUGGAGAAAGGCCCUAUGAGUGUGGGGAGUGUGGGAAGAGCUAUAGAAACAGCUUUGACCUGAUCAACCACCAGAGGAGCCACACAGGGGAACGGCCCUAUGAGUGUGGGGAAUGUGGGAAGAGCUUUCAGAGAAGCUCCAGUCUCCUGAAGCAUCAGUGGACACACACAGGCGAGAGGCCCUAUGAGUGUCCUGAGUGUGGGAAGAGGUUUCAGAGCAGCUCCAGGCUCCUCAGGCAUGAGCGGAUUCACACAGAUGAGAGGCCCUUCCACUGCCCUGACUGCGGGAAGGGCUUCAAAAAUAACCCUGAUCUCAUCACCCACCGGCGCAUUCACACCGGGGAGAGGCCCUAUGAAUGUCCUGAGUGUGGGAAGAGAUUCACCCAGAGGUCAAACCUCAUUGUCCACAAGAGGACCCACACCGGCGAGAGGCCCUAUGAAUGUGGGGAAUGUGGUAAGAGGUUCAGCCAGAGCUCAGAACUGAUGCAUCAUAGGAGGAUGCACUCUGGGGAGCGGCCUUACAAGUGUGGUGAGUGUGGGAAGAGCUUCAGUCGGAGCUCCAACCUGAUCAUCCACCAGAGGAGCCACACAGGGGAACGGCCCUACGAGUGUGAGGAGUGCUGGAAGAGGUUUCAGACCAGCUCAGAUCUCCUUGUACAUCAGCGGAUUCACACAGAUGAGAGGCCCUUCCACUGCCCCGACUGUGGGAAGGGCUUCAAACUGAACUCCACCCUCAUCACCCACCGGCGCAUCCACACUGGGGAGAGGCCCUAUGAGUGUCCCCAGUGUGGGAAGGGGUUCAAACAGAGGUCAGCCUUGAACCAACACCAACGGAGCAACCACUAAGGGAAGCCCUGCCAGUACCCUGAGUGCAGGAAGAGCUUUGUGUGGUGCUCCAGCUCCAUCCCCCUUGGGAGGAUCCACACUGGAUGAUC
Messenger RNA from Cyanistes caeruleus (blue tit), 1417 nucleotides. RefSeq lists its product as uncharacterized. Gene Ontology annotation, biological process: regulation of transcription by RNA polymerase II. Gene Ontology annotation, cellular component: transcription regulator complex; PcG protein complex; chromatin. NCBI's taxonomy places the organism in Eukaryota, Metazoa, Chordata, Aves, Passeriformes, Paridae. Gene Ontology annotation, molecular function: DNA-binding transcription factor activity, RNA polymerase II-specific; RNA polymerase II cis-regulatory region sequence-specific DNA binding. The record is from RefSeq and is a predicted model, not a curated record.